AUGUGCGCACCCAUCCGCGCGUCCUAUCGCCGCGACAACGUCGUCGAGUCAGUCUUCGAGUACACGCAGCUGUCGCUCGACACGUCGCUGGGCAUCUCUCUCCACGACAUCACCCCUCAGGUUCGCCGCGCGAUUCGCGAGUCCGGCGUGACAAACGGCACCGUUAACGUGCUCUCCAGGCAUACCACCACGGCCGUCACCAUCAACGAGGCGGAGGGUCGCCUGAUGGACGACAUCCGCCAGUACAUGCUCAAGCUCGCGCCCCCGGGUGACCCGUACCUCCACAACGACAUUCACCUCCGCGACGGUCCGCCCGACUGGCCCGGGGGCAACGACGCGUGGCGCGCGCAGGAGCCCCGGAACGCGCACUCGCAUCUGCUCUCGAUCCUCAUCGGCAACACGCUGGCCGUGCCCGUGGUCGACGGCGAGCUCGCGAUCGGCACGUGGCAGUCUCUGAUGCUCGUGGAGCUCGACGGACCGAGGAAGCGCACCGUCGGCGUGCAGGUGUGCGGGACCCGGUCGGGGAUGGGCGACAAGCCGAAGAGGAUCGACACGUCGGAGUCGUCGUCCAACGCCGCGAGCAAGAGCUACCAGAAGAAAGCGUCGCCGGUGUCGGACGGGUACAAGGACCCGAUGGACGCGCUGUGCGAAGACGACCCCUCCGCGGACGAGUGCAAGGUGUUCGACUGA
Molecule: messenger RNA, 690 nt
Organism: Micromonas commoda
Lineage: Eukaryota; Viridiplantae; Chlorophyta; Mamiellophyceae; Mamiellales; Mamiellaceae
Exons: 1
Coding region: 1-690 (229 amino acids)
Source: RefSeq, a predicted model, not a curated record